Molecule: messenger RNA, 2523 nt
Organism: Adineta ricciae
Lineage: Eukaryota; Metazoa; Rotifera; Eurotatoria; Adinetida; Adinetidae
Source: the annotation of a GenBank genome assembly
AUGGCAAGUAAUACGACAUUAGCUGCUCAAAGUAUGCAGGGUUAUUCACUCUCGCAAUUUUUUACCACGCUCACCGUUUCUGCAAUCAUUGCUAGUAUUGAAGUUGUUUUAUUUAUUAUUAUCAGGACGAUAUUUAAACGUAUCUAUGAGCCAAAAACAUAUCUUGGAGACGAAAAACAACGUGUUAAACCGUUACCUCGCACACCAUACGGAUGGUUACCUGCUCUAUUAAAAAUGCCGACAGAAGAUCUCAUUCGUACAUCUGGCCUUGACGCUUAUUUAUUUGCACGUUAUCUCUACAUUCAUGCUUUGUUUUUCUUGAGUUCCUUUCUUCUCCUAGGAGUUAUUCUAUUUCCGAUCUACACAGUUAAUGGUAAAGGUGCGACUUUGGGUAAGACUGGACUGGAUAUUCUAACAUUCGGAAACAUUACACCACGUCAUUCGCUACGAUAUAUAGCUCCGUUGAUACUAGCAUAUGUUUUCAUCGGUGCAUAUCUUCUUCUUCUGUACGUCGAAAUGAAGGUUUUCGUUGGGAAGCGUCAAGCGCUAUUACGAAAUGCAGCAUAUCAAUCUCGUGCUAGUGCAACAACGAUUCUUGUCACUGCUAUACCAAAACCCUAUUUACAUGUCGAUGUUCUCCACCGAAUUUUCGAUCAAUUUCCCGGUGGAGUGAAAUAUAUUUGGCUCAAUCGAAAUCUCGAAGAUCUUCCGGAUAAGGCAGAACAACGUAUGGAGUUAGUUGAAAAACUCGAAACAGUCCUGUCCAAAUUGAUGAAAACCGUAUUGAAAAACAAGGCGAAGUCGAAAACGAACCUGAAGGUUCAUACUACAAUCGAAGAAGAAGGUAUGAUUAAUCAUUACAUCCCACAAAAGAAACGUCCAACAAUGCGAGUUGGAUCCAUACCAGUACUGUCAUCAUUGUGUUGUGGCAAAAAAGUCGAUGCUAUCACACAUUGUAAAGCGACAAUUUCGAAGUUGAAUACGGAAAUCGAGGGAGCACAAUCAAAUUUAAAAGAUUAUAAGCCAAUCAAUUCUGCAUUUAUUCAGUUUAAUUCGCAAAUAGCCGCACAUAUGGCUGUACAGAGUGUUGCGGCGUCCAUCCCGCUCGCCAUGACGCCGCGAUAUAUCGACAUCAGACCAUUGAAUAUAGUCUGGUCGAAUCUAAGGUUAACCUACUACGAACUGAAAGUCAGAAAACUCAUCAUGGUUGCAGCAACAGCAGCACUCAUUGUCUUCUGGACUAUUCCCGUCACAUUCGUCGGUAUUCUUUCUAACAUUACAUAUCUUACGGAUAAAAUCACCUUCCUAAAAGUCAUUUAUAAACUACCGACAGCAUUUCUCGGUCUCGUCACUGGCCUCCUACCAACAGUUCUAUUGGCUAUUUUGAUGGCAUUGUUACCUAUUGUUUUGAAAUUAUUAGCAAAUCUGUCCGGUAAACCUACAACGGAUGCUAUUGAUCGUUAUGUUCAAGGUUCUUACUUUGUUUUUCAAGUGAUACAUGCAUUUUUAUUUGUGACCAUUUCGAGCAGUGUCUCGAGUGUAGCUGUUGAGAUUAUUCAAAACCCGCCACUAGCUGCAACUAUUCUCGCUGCGAAUAUUCCAACUGCCAGUAAUUUCUUCUUUAGUUUUAUCGCACUGCAGGGAUUAAGCGUAGCUUGUGGUGUUCUUUUACAAGUUUUCACCUUAAUUUCUUUUUAUCUCCUUGGUAAAUUGUUCGAUAAUACGCCACGAAAGAUCUGGAGACGAUAUUUCACGCUUUCAAGUCUCAGCUGGGGCACGAUCUUUCCUGUGUUUACAAAUUUCGCUGUUAUCACUUUAGUUUAUUCGAUAAUCGCCCCCCUAAUCCUGAUCAUAUCCGGUUUGGCGUUUGUUUUGUUUUACAUUGCUUAUGCAUAUACGAUGUUUUAUGUGAACGAUUUUCCCAACGAUUCUGGCGGUCUUGCUUUCCCAAGAGCAAUUUACCAGUCAUUUACCGGUGUCUAUUUAAUGGAAAUUAUGCUUGCAGCUCUGUUUUUUCUCGUACAGAAUGAGCGCGGCGCACAAGCUGCUGUUCCUCAAGGUGCUCUGAUGUGUGUCUUAAUCAUCAUUACAAUUGCUGUCCACAUGACGAUACAAUCGAGUUUCGAUCCACUGACAUAUUAUCUACCGGUUGAUGCGGAAGAAUACGCACAAUUAGAAAAUCCAGGCGUACGAAGAUUCCCAAUAGCGAGAACGGCCAUUCAUAUGAUCAAUCAGUGUCGAACGACGAAUAUGAAUAAUGUUGUCGUAGACUUCUACGAUAACACAAUGGAAAAUGCAUACAUGCAUCCAGCACUACGAGAUCCUACGCCAAUUGUAUGGAUUCCAGAGGACAAUUUAGGCAUUGCAGCGGAUGAGAUUCAACGAACUAAAGAAUCACAUCCAAAUGUUUUGAUGUCAACGAAAGGCGCGACAUUCAAUGAGAAGAUCAAAAUUGUGGUUAAAUCUCAUCCACCUGAUUAUUUCAAAGCACAAGGCGAAGAUAUUAUUCAAGCACGAUUUUGA